Arabidopsis lyrata subsp. lyrata is the source of this 1247-nucleotide messenger RNA. RefSeq names its product F-box/LRR-repeat/kelch-repeat protein At2g27520. Lineage: Eukaryota; Viridiplantae; Streptophyta; Magnoliopsida; Brassicales; Brassicaceae. Gene Ontology annotation, molecular function: protein binding. The record is from RefSeq and is a predicted model, not a curated record.
UAUAAGAAAGGGCAAAUGUGAAAGCUUAUAAACCAAAUAUCUGAUUUCCUCUAGAUCAAGUAAAAACAAUGGUGAGAAUGGAUAUUCCAUGGGUUGUAGAUGAAAUACUCUCUCGACUUCCGGCAACAUUUCUUGGCCGACUACGAUUUACAUGCAAACGAUGGAAUGCUUUACUCAAAGAUUCGAAAUUCAUCACAAAGCAAUUGGAUAAAGCAGCAAAGCAGAAUUUGGUUCUCAUGUUGAGUAAUUUUAGGGUUUACUCGAUGAGUAUCAAUCUCAAAGAAAUUCAUAACAACAUUGAUGUUGAUCCAUCUAUAAAGUUUACUGCUAAACUUAGCCAACAAGUCGAAAUAACGCAAGUUUUUCACUGCAAUGGCUUAUUGUUAUGUUCCACGAAAGAGGCCGACAAGACUAAACUCGUUGUUGUGAAUCCGUGUACUGGUCAAACCAGGUGGAUCGAACCAAGAAGUGAUUGCAAUAUAUAUGAUAUGUAUACUCUAGGUUACGAAAACAACAACAAGAAAUCGUAUGAUAGCUACAAAAUCUUGAGGAUUUCGUAUGGUUGCAAUCUCUUGGAAAUCUUUGAGCUAAAGUCUAAUUCAUGGAGGGUUCUUCCUCAAGUCCCUCCCAACAUGGGUCUGGAUCUACGUCUGUAUGGAAGAGGCGAGUCUUUGAAGGGAAAUACCUACUGGUUUUGCUAUUUUAAAUUCGGUAUGUUGAGUUUUGAUUUCACAACAGAGACACUUAGACGUGUGCCUCUUCCAUUUCCGUAUGGGCAUCGUGAUUUAUGUACUUUGUCUCUAUCAGUUGUUAAAGAAGAACAACUUUCGGUGUUACGUUCGAGUCAUGAUACGCGACAGAUGGAGAUAUGGGUGAGUGAUAAGAUUGAUACUGGAACCGUGUUGUCGUGGAGCAAAUCCCAUACAUUCGAUUUUGUUUCUCUGCGUGAUCAUCUUGGUUUUGCGGGUUCUGUGAGUGUCUUCAUUGAAGAAGACAAGAAAGUGAUUAUUGUGGGUUGUGGCAGAAGCGAGGAGAAGUACAAGAACAUGAUAUAUAUUGUUGAAAAGAAUGGAUGCAGAAAAUUAGAUUGUGAUAUAGACAAAUCUUAUAUUGCUCGGCCGUUUCUCUUUAGUUAUGUUCCACGUUUAGUUAGUUUAUAUCCACCAAUGUAAUAUUUAUUUUUUCUUCCUCUUUGUAUAUAAAGUUUUUGCUACCUUCAUUUCUUGUGGUGGACCGGUGGUCAUAUG